Prunus dulcis (almond) is the source of this 2876-nucleotide messenger RNA. RefSeq lists its product as uncharacterized. The record is from RefSeq and is a predicted model, not a curated record. The transcript is spliced from 10 exons. Lineage: Eukaryota; Viridiplantae; Streptophyta; Magnoliopsida; Rosales; Rosaceae. Bases 166 to 2253 code for a protein of 695 amino acids. Gene Ontology annotation, molecular function: zinc ion binding.
GCUUUGUCCGAUGCACAGUGAUCACCAGAAGGCAAAAACUCCGACGCUCCACUGAAACUUCGAAGACCUCAAAUCACUCUUCCAUGGCUUUCCAUUCAAAUGGCAGCCUCUAGAGUAUAAAAGUUUCAGAAUUUACACUUUUUGAGCUAGUGGAGAAGGAGAAGCAUGAAGGGCCAUGAACACAAGAUUCCAAGAAUGGAGGACAUUCUUAACCUUCCAGUACAAGAUCCUCCAUGUGCGGAGUUUUCUGCGGCUCAUAUCAAAUGGGUAAAAGUAGAAGGCGGUCGCCAAGGUGGCGAUGAUAUUGCCCUAAUCCCAUUUGCUAGAGUGGGUGAUUUUGUGAAAGGAGAAUCUUCAAAUGCAGAAUGCCCUGCUAGCUUCCGCAUUGAGUCAAGAAGGAGGAGACCUGAGGGCAGCAUCAGCAAGCCAAGGGUUGACGGCUAUCUUGAGUAUACACUAUACUGGUGUUCUUAUGGUCCUGAGGAUUACCGAGAAAAUGAAUCUGGUUUGGUGGAUGGUUCUAGUACAAAGCCUGCAUCCGGAAAGGGAAGCAGGCCUGGGAGGCGUCACAUGAUGAGGGGCUGCAUCUGUCAUUUUACUGUAAAACGCUUAUAUACCCGGCCACUCCUAGCUCUCAUCAUCUAUAACCAGAGAAAUCAUGUAGACAAAUCAGGAUCACCUUGUCAUGGUAUACUUGAUCAGGAUGCUAUGGGAACGAGAGCCAUGUAUGCUCCACGAAUUUCAGAGGAGCAACGCCAGAAAGUGAUGUCUAUGCUUUAUAUCGGAAUACCUUUGGACAGUAUAGUUCAGCAUCACAUGGAGAUGGUCGAGGGGCAUGGGGGACCUCAUAACCGUGAUGAUUUUCUAAGUCGUAAUGAUGUUCGUAACAUGGAAAGGGUGAUUCGCAAUUCUUCUCAUGAGUUGCAUGAAGAUGAUGAAUGCAGUAUAAGGAUGUGGGUUCAACGCCAUCGCAAGAAUGUGUUCUAUUUUCAAGAUAGCUCUGGUUCAGAACCAUUUGUUUUGGGGAUGCAGACAGAUUGGCAGCUGCAGCAGUUGGUCCAAUAUGGACAUAAUGGUUACAUAGCUUUCCAUUCAACAUUUGGCUUAAAGAAACUUAAGUAUCCCUUGUGUACAUUACUUGUUUUCAACGCAUCACGGGAUGCAAUACCAGUUGCUUGGGUCAUUACCUCGUCUUUUGUCAGUCAAGAUAUCCAUAAAUGGAUUGGGCUACUGGCUGAAAGAAUCCAAACCAAGGAUCCAAGAUGGAGACUCGAUGCCUUUUUAGUGGAUGAUCCUUCCUUUGAAAUUUCUAUAAUAAGAGAGGCUUUCCAAUGCCGGGUCUUAUUAUGCAUCUGGCGUGCUCGGCAUUCUUGGAUAAGAAGACUUUUAAAGACAUGCUGCAACUUUGAUGUGCAGCGAGAAAUGUUUAAGCACUUAGGCUGGCUUUUGUAUUGCACAAGAAGGCCAAAUACUAUGGAUUCAGUUGAGGAGUUUAUGCAAGUAUUUGUUGAUCAAUGUGCCUUUAUGGAUUAUUUUAAGAGUCGAUGGUUACCAAAUAUAGAGUUGUGGGCCAAUGGCAUAAGGUCUCUUCCUGUGGCUGGUCCAGAGCCAAAUGCUGCAAUCGAGUCCUAUCAUCUAAGGUUGAAAUCCAAGCUUUUCAAUGAACAAUAUGUUAAUUCUUGGUCAAGAGUUGACUGGUUAAUCCACACACUUACAACUGAAUUUCAAUCUUCAUAUUGGUUAGACCAAUAUAGCAUAGAGACUGGGUAUUUUGAAAACUUGAGGGACAAAUCUUUCUCAACAAAUGCUUGGUAUCAGGCUUUGCAGAUCCUAAAUGUUGAUGUCAUACUGGAUGAGCAAAAUCUCCAGUAUGCAAAAGUCAUCUCACAAACAGACAGAAGCCUGGCAUACACUAUUUGGAACCCUGGUUCUGAGUUCUCAUUGUGUGAUUGCCCUUGGUCAAGGCUAGGAAAUCUCUGCAAGCAUGUCAUCAAGGUGGCAAUCACAUGUAAAAGUCGGCAGGUUGCAAGACCAUUAUUGUCUGCCCAAGUUUAUCGGCAGGCCUUGCUUACCCUUCUUCAAAACCCCCCAGAUGAUCCUGUAGUUCUUGACCAUGCCAUUUUACAUGCAACCCGCUUGCAACAGGACAUUAAAGGCUUGGAAGUAUUAUCUAAUAGUGGGUUGCUCCAGCCUUUACCUUCAGAGAUUAGUUCUCAUGUAGCAGACAAUAUACUUUUUCCUCGUCUCCACUGAUUAGGCCAUCAAAAAGGAGAUGGAAACAUGCACGAGGCUUGAAGUUAUGAUCUUUGAUCUGGCGCAUGGUUAAGACUUGAUGUACAGUUCAGACUGUACCUCAGUGAGCUUUGAAAUGCUUUGGUAUUCAUGACUCUCCCUGUCUCUUUCACUCAGAUGCAGACUUGCAUUAUGGAGCAAAAGAUGGAACGCAGAUUUUACAAUUUCUUAUUCAGAGUCGUAAAUAUUGAAGCAGAGCAUUGUAGAAGUUUGCAGGAAGAAGCAAUCAGGUGUAAGGGUGUGAUGUGUAGUUUUGAAAAAUUUGAAGACCGUGUUGAAGUGGUAGAGAUCAUGAAUUCGUGGCAAUUAUUUUUAAUGUGGAAAUUCGUUUCCAAGUCAUGGGACUUUAGUCACUCUAGUGUAUCAGUCUCUAAGCUGUCUGGGAAGGUGGAGAAGAAAUGGAAGGAAUCACUAAUAAAACAGUGGUGGUGGUGGUGAGGCAUAGGAGACACCGAUAGUUGGUGGCAACGGGCCAUCAUACACUGGAGCUGGCGGUGAAGGUGGAGGUGGAGAAGGUCUCAUACAUGGUGGCGGAGAUGGAGGUGGAGAAGGUGAAGCGGGUGGUGGAGAAUAAAUGGGUGGUG